AUGACUCAACAAGUGGUCCCAUUUACUACGAACUUGCUGGGAUCCUCCUCAACGGAAAAUACUGGCCAUAUAUUUGCAUCCCUAUUCCCAUCGACAUAUCGAACAGCCACCGGCGAGUUAGCUCUUGUCAAAUCAAACAAGCAAGAAUUUCUUGCAUCCGAGCUCUCUGUCGACAGACUUGACAAUGUGUUUGAACAUCUCUGGAUGGUCGGACUGCCAAUUCCACCUCGACCCUUGCACUACCAACUAGUCCUGGAAAGGAAGAUAGUAAUAUGCGAGAAAAUGGACAUGCAUCUAGUCUGGGGGAAUGACCAGCUAUUCCUGAAGCCGAUUCCACGAUAUCUCCUCUCACCGACUACCUGGGAAACUCUCUUGAAAUGUGCCCAAGGAUGCAAAUGCUCCCGUGGUGAAAAAUGCACAACCAAAGUACAGCGAAGCAUUGCCCUUGGAUUCCUCUUCACAUACACAGCCCUUCUAUCAUUUGAAAGCGAUUUUGCCAUUGCGAAAGUAGAGGGUCUCCUACCGCAUGAUCCGAGCCUCUCCCAGUGGAUCGAAUGGCAAAAAUUCACAGAAGAGCUCAUCACACCAUCAAUAUAUGAGGAUAUCCACCGCCGAUUUCAGUAUGGGGAACUACGGCUCGGACGACUCAAUGUCGUCCAUCUCUUCACUAAAUUCGGAUACUACAUGAACCAAUGGUCUAAUUAUAACAACUUUCUCCGAGAUCAACUAGGCUGGCUUGCUGCGACUACCAUUUACAUUGCUGUCGUAUUGACUGCGAUGCAGCUUGGUCUUUCAACUGACCAGCUCAAAGCGAAUGCUCCCUACAUGACAGCGGCAUAUGGGUUCAGCGUGUUUGCAAUCUUAGGGCCAUUGGUCGCUUGCGGGGGAAUAUUUAUAGCAUUAAUGGUCCUGAUUGUUACCAAUUGGAACUUCCAAAAGGGAAAGUCGGCAAAGCGGUUCAAACAAAUGACUGAGCACAAGACUGUUUAG
Messenger RNA from Penicillium malachiteum, 990 nucleotides. RefSeq lists its product as uncharacterized. The coding region runs from base 1 to 990 and encodes 329 amino acids. The record is from RefSeq and is a predicted model, not a curated record. Lineage: Eukaryota; Fungi; Ascomycota; Eurotiomycetes; Eurotiales; Aspergillaceae. The transcript has 3 exons.